Molecule: messenger RNA, 1827 nt
Organism: Caenorhabditis remanei
Lineage: Eukaryota; Metazoa; Nematoda; Chromadorea; Rhabditida; Rhabditidae
Exons: 14
Coding region: 1-1827 (608 amino acids)
Biological process (GO): potassium ion transmembrane transport; stabilization of membrane potential
Cellular component (GO): membrane
Molecular function (GO): protein binding; potassium ion leak channel activity
Source: RefSeq, a predicted model, not a curated record
AUGGCGAGAUUUCUCUCAUUGCACGUUCUAUUAAUCGGGUCUGUAGUACUAUAUAUUAUUCUUGGAGCUAUUGUAUUCCAGAUGCUUGAAGGAGAGCAUCUUGAUACUCUGAAAAAGGAACAUAUGGAUCGGAUAGAUCAGAAUGCAAAAGAUUAUGUAGAUCGGUUGUGGGAUUUGACUAAAAAAGAAAAAGACAAAUUUGACAACGUAGACGAUUUAAUAAAAUCUGUAAAAGCAAAAACAUCAGACGACUUUUUCGACUAUGUGGAUACUGUAUUCUAUGCUCAUCGAGCAGUGAGACAUGGAUAUGAUGAGGAUUCCCCUACAUGGGACUUCGCAAAUUCGGUGUUUUUUACCACUACCAUGCUCACAUCAAUCGGCUAUGGUUAUGUGGCACCGAGCACUUUUGGAGGAAGGCUUUUCGGAGUGAUUUAUUGUUUGAUAGGAAUCCCUCUAACUUUGGUAACAGUUGCAAACGUUGCUAAAUUUCUCUCCGAAACAAUAUUCUUUCUUCAUUAUGAACUUUGGAAUAAAUGUCUCGAGUGGAAGAGAAAGCGGAAAGGAGAAGUAGAAGCAGAUCCAGCUCAACCGAUGUUUGGAGAUGAUGAAAAUGAAGAGGAGAUCCUAGAUCGUGUUCGAUUAGUACGAUUCCCCCCGUUGACAGUAUUUAUGUUUGUUUUCGUAUACGGGUGUAUUGCUGCGUGGGUAGUACGGUACUGGGAGACGUGGACUUAUGUGGAGAGUCUCUAUUUUAUAUUUAUCAGUAUUCUUACAGUAGGUUUCGGAGACAUUCGUCCAUCACCAGGAAAUAUUUGGGUUACUUUGGCUUUUGUAGUCGUUGGUGUGAUUCUAACCACUAUGUGUAUGGACGUCGUCGGCAGAAUGUAUUUGAAGGAAAUUCACUAUUUGGGUAGAAAACUCAAAAGUAAUAACCCAUUCUACCUGCUGAGAGAGGCAAAAGCCAGAAGACGUCGAGCAGCGAUGGCGUCAUUAUUGGCUCAACUAGCGAAAGGGAUGAUAUUUGCUCACAAAGAUUAUAAUGAGUUGGCGAGGAAAAAAUCAAAGAGGAAGAAGGAAAAACGACGUGGAAGUCAUGUUUUGCCAAACGAAAAGUUCAUGUUUGCUCGUCUCCCACCAGAUCCACCGAGUGAUUGUCAAGUUGUCAGCACUUCAGCGUAUUCUGUCAGACUUGCAUGGGCGCCUCCGUUCUCCCCGGACCCAGAUUUGACUUAUAACAUCAGAUAUCGUUUGAAGCAUAAUGAAGAUGCGAAAGUUCGAGAACUUCGAGGAAUUAAAGGGAAUACAGUGGAGAUAAUGAGCGUCGAUUCUUGUUCUCUUUAUGAAUUCAGAAUCACUGCUCAUAACAAAUUUGGAGAGAGCAAAGCAGUAUACUUGGUGCAGUAUACAGAACCUCAAUUGAGUCCUCAACAUAUACUGGCAACUAGGCUGAAUGCCAACACUAUCGAGUUGACAUGGGAACCCCCCUACAAAAAAUCUCAUGAAGUCAAAAACUAUGUUGUCUAUUUCACAGAAAAUCCCAAUGCAUCUCUUUCCGAGUGGGAGAAAAUUCCAGUGAAUGGAAGAAGGGUAGUAUUUCCUGACUUACGCUUCGAUUGGUUCUACAUGUUUAGUGCCACCGCAGUCUUCAAAGACGGACAGAGAUCUCCAUUGUCACGAGCUCUAUUCAUAAAAACUGACAAAAUUGAGUUCCAUAAGCACUGUGUUGGUCACUCUAAAACAAUCGAUGUCAUGGAUUCGAUUUGUGAGAAAGAAGAAAACGAAACGACUGCCUUAUUGAAGCGUGAUUAUGUCUCUUUUGCUGUUUAA